AUGUCUGGAAUUGGACAAUGGGGAGGACUCGAGGGCACACCCAAGAAGGUGAUACAUCCACCUCUCAUUGUCAUGGUCAAGGUCAUUGUCGGCAAGCUCACAGAUGAGCAGAUCCAGCACCAGCCGGUUGAGAAGCUCAUCCCCAGUUGCUUUGCCAUCCUACCGGUUGAGGGCUGA
Molecule: messenger RNA, 177 nt
Organism: Punctularia strigosozonata HHB-11173 SS5
Lineage: Eukaryota; Fungi; Basidiomycota; Agaricomycetes; Corticiales; Punctulariaceae
Exons: 2
Coding region: 1-177 (58 amino acids)
Source: RefSeq, a predicted model, not a curated record